Dioscorea cayenensis subsp. rotundata (Guinea yam) is the source of this 1267-nucleotide messenger RNA. RefSeq names its product probable 2-oxoglutarate-dependent dioxygenase At3g111800. The annotation marks the transcript as partial. The record is from RefSeq and is a predicted model, not a curated record. The transcript has 3 exons. NCBI's taxonomy places the organism in Eukaryota, Viridiplantae, Streptophyta, Magnoliopsida, Dioscoreales, Dioscoreaceae.
UUAUACAUAAAAUGCCAUACUGUCCAUCUUUUCUCAGUUCAAAUGGCGCAGCCCAACAGAGUACAAACCCUCGUCGAUUCCGGCCUCGCUGCCGUCCCUCCACAGUACAUCCAGCCUCCCGAUCACCGCGCCGGCGGCCUCCGCCAUGAUGCCGCUGCUCCCCCUAUCGCCGUUCCAGUCAUCGACCUUGAUCCUCAGUCCGGCGAUCCCAUCCUUGACAUCCGCCGUGCGUGCAAGGAUUGGGGUGCCUUUCAGGUGAUCAACCAUGGCGUACCUAUCUCACUGUUGGAGGAGAUGAAGCGUGUUGGCCUUGCUUUUUUCCAGUCACCGACGGAGGCCAAGCUCGGUUACGCCUGUAACCCCAGAUUCCCGGCUUCCGAGGGCUAUGGAAGCAAGAUGCUCUCCAAGGAUGGAGGAGUCCUUGAUUGGAGGGACUAUUUUGAUCACCAUACCUUUCCGGAGUCCCGUCGUAACCCUAACCGAUGGCCUGAUAACCCUGAUAACUAUAGGCACGUUGUGGGAGAAUAUAGUAAUAGCAUGAAAGCUCUUGCCCAAAAAUUGUUAAGUAUGAUCUCCAUAAGCCUUGGUCUUGCACCUUCUUAUAUUGAAGAUGUGAUUGGCGAAGUGUAUCAGAAUAUAACCAUCAGUUACUAUCCCCCCUGCCCACAACCUGAACUCGCUCUUGGUUUGCAAGCCCAUUCAGAUAUUGGUGCAAUUUCACUGUUGAUACAAGAUGAUGUUGGAGGCCUUGAAGUGUUGAAAGAUGGGGAAUGGGUGCUAGUACAACCACUCUCUGAUGCCAUCAUUGUCUUGUUGUCUGACCAAACUGAGAUUAUAACCAAUGGGGAGUAUACAAGUGCAGAACAUCGUGCCCUUGUCAAUGCCAAACAAGCGCGAUUAUCUGUUGCAACUUUCUAUGAUCCUUCGAAAACCAGGGUAAUAUCACCUGCUGCUGAACUUAUCACCGAUCGUUCUCCACAGAAGUAUUGUAGUGUUGUGUAUGGUGAUUAUUUGUCGUCAUGGUAUGGUAAAGGCCCUGAUGGCAAGCGGAAUUUAGAUGCUAUUUUGAUUCAUCAAUAGAAGCUAUAUUUCGACAUUGUACAUCAAUAUUUAUGAAACGGAAAUCAUGAAAUUUGUAGAUGCAUAUAGGGUCCAAAAUGUUUCGGUAUGAUCUCUCGGGGAUAUUGUUUUAUGAACCUGUAACAAUUGAGUACUUUCAGAGACAAAUAAAGAGAACCAGGAUCAGAGUCUUGAUUGUUUUGAUUUA